UAAUAUUGAGAUGUACAAUACAUUAACUUUUAUUAUUUAUAAUAGUCACUAUAGUCAGAUUAAUAGUAGAAUUUAUAAAAUAAUACGUUUCACUUUAAUAAAUUAUAUAAUAUACUAUGAUACUAUGAUUAUCAUUUUAUCACCUAAUCACAGACCACUCGACCUAACUAUUAAACUAUUAACUAAUUAGUACCUACUACCCGACGUCCUAACUAGUGCCUAAUAUUUGUAAUUCUUCAGCAAGCUGUUGAUUAUAGGUAAUUUCAUAACAAAUAAAAUGUCCAAGAUUGUUGUUAUUGGUUCAUGUAAUACUGAUAUGUUCUUUUAUACAUCAAAAUUGCCUAACCUUGGACAGACUAUACAUGGAAAAAAAUUUACUUUAGACUUUGGUGGUAAGGGAGCAAAUCAAUGUAUUGCUGCACAGAAACUUGGAGCUGAUACUGUAUUUAUUGGUUGUGUUGGAUCAGACAUUUUUGGUAGAGAUAUUAUAAGUAAUUUUGAACGAUGGGGAGUAGACACUCAAUUUAUAACAAAAAAAUCAGUUGAUACAGGAGUAGCACAAAUAAAUGUUACUGAUAACGGAGAGAAUUAUAUCAUUAUAGUAGCUGGAGCUAACAGCACAUUACAAAAAGAGGAUGUGGAUAAAGCAUAUGAUUUAUUACUCAAGGAGACUAGUGUUGUACUAUUUCAAUUUGAAACACCAUUGGAAACAACAGAGUACAUACUUAAUAAGCUUUCUACAGCCAACAGUAAAUGUUGUAAAAUUGUAAAUGGUGCUCCAGCUUAUACAAAUUCUUAUCAGAAUAUACUUAAAUUAGCUGAUAUAUUUUGUGUUAACGAAUCUGAGGCAGAAGUUUAUACAAAUUGUAUAAAGAAAAUUAAUAGUAUUGAAACAGCCAAUGAGGUUUUAUCAUUACUUUUAAAACAAGGAUGUAAAAUUGUAAUAAUUACAUUAGGAUCUCUAGGUGCCGUAUUUGCAUCUAAAGAUGAACGAGAACCACAGUGGGUUAAAGUGCCAAAAAUAGAAAAUCCUAUUGAUACCUCUGGCGCUGGUGAUGCGUUUUUGGGAUCUCUGGCUUAUUUCAUUGUUCAUACACCAAAUUUGAGUUUAUAUGAACAAAUUAGAAGAGCAUGUAUUAUAGCUACUAGGACAGUUCAAUUUCAAGGAACUCAGAAAAGUUAUCCUUUAAAACAUGAUUUACCUGAAGAACUUUUCAAUCAAAAUUAUAUAAAUAUAUAGUAGUACAUAAUUAUUAUUUAUAUUUUAUACAUUUUUAAAAUUAUGUUAUUUCUUAUAACUUUUAAGACUUAAAUGACAACAUAUUAUAAAUUAUCCCAAUAAAAUACUUGAUAUUAUUGUCAAU
This is a messenger RNA of Acyrthosiphon pisum (pea aphid), 1364 nucleotides long. RefSeq names its product ribokinase-like. Gene Ontology annotation, biological process: D-ribose metabolic process. Gene Ontology annotation, molecular function: ribokinase activity. The record is from RefSeq and is a predicted model, not a curated record. Lineage: Eukaryota; Metazoa; Arthropoda; Insecta; Hemiptera; Aphididae. The transcript is spliced from 7 exons. Gene Ontology annotation, cellular component: cytosol. Bases 278 to 1240 code for a protein of 320 amino acids.